Molecule: messenger RNA, 1544 nt
Organism: Hirundo rustica (Barn swallow)
Lineage: Eukaryota; Metazoa; Chordata; Aves; Passeriformes; Hirundinidae
Gene: THOC3
Product: THO complex subunit 3
Exons: 6
Coding region: 16-987 (323 amino acids)
Biological process (GO): mRNA export from nucleus
Cellular component (GO): THO complex part of transcription export complex
Molecular function (GO): protein binding
Source: RefSeq, a predicted model, not a curated record
GGCGGCGGCCCCGCCAUGGCGGUGUCCCCGUACGUGCAGGCCAUGCAGGAGCUGUUCCGCGCCAACACGCGGAGCCGCGAGUUCCCGGCGCACGGCGCCAAGGUGCACUCGGUGGCCUGGAGCUGCUGCGGCCGCCGCCUCGCCUCCGGCUCCUUCGAUAAGACCGCCAGCGUCUUCCUGCUCGAGAAGGACCGGCUGGUGAAGGAGAACAACUACCGGGGCCACGGGGACAGCGUGGAUCAGCUCUGCUGGCACCCCAGCAACCCCGACCUCUUUGUCACAGCGUCAGGGGACAAAACCAUCCGCAUCUGGGACGUCCGCACCACCAAGUGCAUCGCCACUGUCAACACCAAAGGUGAGAACAUCAACAUCUGCUGGAGCCCUGAUGGACAGACCAUCGCCGUGGGGAACAAGGAUGACGUGGUCACCUUCAUUGAUGCCAAGACACAUCGCUCCAAAGCUGAGGAACAGUUCAAGUUUGAGGUGAACGAGAUUUCCUGGAACAACGAUAACAACAUGUUCUUCCUCACCAAUGGGAAUGGCUGCAUCAACAUCCUCAGCUACCCAGAGCUGAAACCCAUCCAGUCUAUCAACGCCCAUCCUUCCAACUGCAUCUGCAUCAAGUUUGAUCCCAUGGGGAAAUACUUUGCCACAGGCAGUGCUGAUGCAUUGGUCAGCCUCUGGGAUGUGGAUGAGCUGGUGUGUGUGAGGUGCUUCUCCAGGCUCGACUGGCCCGUGCGGACGCUGAGCUUUAGCCACGAUGGGAAGAUGCUGGCCUCGGCAUCCGAAGAUCACUUCAUUGACAUUGCCGAGGUGGAGACAGGAGAGAAGCUCUGGGAGGUGCAGUGUGAGUCCCCCACCUUCACAGUGGCCUGGCACCCGAAGAGGCCGCUGCUGGCUUUCGCCUGCGAUGACAAAGAUGGCAAAUACGACAGCAGCCGGGAGGCCGGCACUGUCAAGCUUUUUGGGCUCCCCAACGACUCCUGACGAAGCUGCUGCACCCGGGGAGGCAACACCUGCCUGCUCUCGGGGGUGGGAGCUUAGGUGGGGCCAGGAGCUGGCUCAUCUCCUUGCCAGCCUGGCAGGGCUGUGACCUCGGGCUCAGCUCGGUGUGUCUUGCUCUUGGGAGCUUUUAUAAACAGGCAGCUGUGUGCUGGGGAGAAUGGGGGGAUGCUGGCAGGGCCCUUCCUCUGCCGCCUCCUCUCUGGGGCAUGGGGGGCUUGUUCCAAAGGCAAGCAGCCAAAGAAAAUCAGUCACUGAAGGUGGCUGCUGAGGAGCCUCCCAUGGGAGGUGCUCUGCUUUGACCAGGCUCCUCAGCAGUGAUAUCUGACUGUCCCCUUGUCCCCAAAAGCCUGGUGGCAAGGGCAGCUCUGGGAGCACAGCCUGCCUCUCCCCCUCCCAGACAUCCCAAUGUCCCUUCCCUGCACUGGGGCAAUGAGAGGAGGGUGGGGGCGGGGGUUCAACCGGUAGAUGUUUUCCCAGCUGGGGCUUUUUUUUAAUAUUUGUGGCGUCUUUUUCUAAUUUUGAUAAAUCUUCUUCCUUAA